Cinara cedri is the source of this 3279-nucleotide messenger RNA. Lineage: Eukaryota; Metazoa; Arthropoda; Insecta; Hemiptera; Aphididae. The record is from the annotation of a GenBank genome assembly.
GUUUUUUUUCGUAUAAUUUUCAACAAAUCAAACAUAAUAUAUAUAUGAAAAACAAACAAGUAUACGUCAGGUCGGAGUACAUCACUACUAUAUAUGCACAAGGCUCGAUCGGAGAGUCUCGCAGUUGAUUGAAUUCGACUAUUCGCGGUGUUUCAAGUAUAUUCAGGUAUAUACGAGUAUAGUUAUCGAUUUUCAACGUUUAUUUUAAACGACACCAAUAACAAUAAUUUACCGUGCUCACUGAACAAAAUGCUCAAAAUUUUUGUAACAUUAAUGGGUUUAACGGCAAUGGCGGUGACCGUUUUCGGUCAGACGCCAGCGGACGGAGACCAGCUCCGUGCCAAAGGUAUACAAGGAUUUUGUUUUUCUUCGUAUGAACGAUAUAAUACAUUUUUUUUUUUAACACUACGCGACCGGUCGACCAAAUUGAUAAAUGUUGUGUUCAAUCUAAAUGUUAGUUUAUUUUGAUAUAUACUCCGCAGGCUGGAAUUCGAUGGCGGCCGGAAAACAUUCGUGCAACGGAUUUAACGGCCAGUCCGGCGUUUGUAUGGUCCAAAAUGAGUGCGCGAAAUUGAACGGCAAGUCCGUAGGCAAGUGUUUCCCGUACGGUUCGUGUUGUUCGGGUACGUCGAAAAGAUAAUAAACACAAUCAUUUUAAUAAUAAUAUAAUUUUUUCUCAAACGUUUCUCCUGAAAUUAUAUUUUUGAUACGAAACAUUUUCAAUAUAAACGGAAGGUAGGGGAGGGUGAAAUAAUAAUAACAACCUUGUAGGAAACGACAUAAAUAUUACGUCAAUAGUAUAGGCCAUAAUAAAGUCAAACAUGUCGAAUCUAAUUUGCAACUCGUAAAUUAAAAAUAAAAACAUUUUGAGAAAAAAACCAAACACAUGCCUAUAAUUUAUUAUAAUUUUGUAUUAAAAAAAAAUAUAUAUAUAUUUAUUAAAUGUACAUAGCAGUACGAUUUUCUAUGUUAAACAGUCGUGUCAGAAUCGUGUGGUGGGUAUUCGGAUUUAAGUACGUCGUAUUUCAAAAACCCUGACAAAUUCCAAGAAGUGUGCGUCUACAAGAUCAACAUCAAACAGAAGAUCUGUCAAAUCAGGUAUCUAAUAUACAAAUUCAUCAAAUACGCAUAGAUAAAAUAUUAUUAAAUAUACCUAUGAUAUAUUUUUUGUUUUUUAGAAUCGAUUUCGAACGAUUUUCACUCGGUCAACCAACCAAAUCGACCAAUCAAUCGGCUUACGCGUGUGAACAUGACGAGUUUACGGUGUUUUCAAACGAUAACACGAUAAUGAACUUGCCAGUUUUAUGCGGUGAAAACUCCGGUCAACACGGUAAAUGCGAUUUAGCUUUGGAACCAUAUAUUUACAUUGAUUUCCGAUUUGUCCGAUCUACAAAACAGUGUACGUGCCGUUGAACCCACACACGUCGUCGGACUUAAACGACAGACAACAGAUUACGUUAAGGUUCCGGUUGACUACCAGAGACGAUAAAUAUAACGAUCCGACGCCGUUUUGGAAGUUGAAAAUCUCACAGUUGGAAUGCACACCUACAAUCAUGCCGACUAAACGAUGGAAGAGUACAGAUGACGACGCAGUACGUCAAGUAAGCAGCUCGGAAGAAAAAGAAAACUCCAAGUAUAGUUUAGGUAAGAGCUUUUGAAAAUAGUAUUAGAUUUUUAAAUGACUGCUGUACAAUUUUUCCCUUCUUCGGUAUUGUCUUAACCCAGAGAUUAGCAUUAUUACAGCCUUUUCGCAUACUUCUUCCAUUCUUCUUUAUUACCUGUUAAUCUCUUUAACCCUUUCAUUACCACUGUCAAAUUUAAAUGGACCUGAAUUUUUAGUUAUAACUGUGAAGCAAUAUUUUAACUAAAUAAUUGAUUAAAUGAUUACUAUAUGAUGGUUUAAAUAUAAAUAAUUAAUUGAGUAAUCAAAGGAUUAAGUUUUCAUUGUUCCAAUAUUAGCACCAGCAAUGAUUUUUUUUUAUGAGUGUUAUUUGGAGGUGAUACCGAAAAGGUAGACUCUUCUGCCUUCAACUAAUUUUAGAUGCAAUAGUUCGCCAUAUCUAACACGUAGUUAUCUUUUUUCUUUAAUAUUCGCUUCUGACGAAUAAAUAAAGCUGAGGCGGCUAACAACAUGCUGUCUACUUGAUGGGCUAGUACUGCGGUGGUUUUUUUGUUUCUUAUCACAACGCACUUAUUAUUCUUACUUUUUCCCGUUCCUGGAUCCAUUUUAGUCACAUUUUAUGAACGGGCAUGGACCACCGAGAGUCUAUGCCUACCAAGAGUGUAUAUUCUGAUAUUUUGAAUUUAUGGGAAAAAAUGAUAAUGCACAUCCAAUAUUUAGCACCGGACGGAUGUUUACAAUACUUUACGGACGAGGACGGUUCUUUCGAAAGUUUCAACUACCACAAAGGACAGGGCCAUUAUUUGGGUAAUUUAAAUUACGCAGUGUGCUUCAAACGGAACGUCACGACGUGUGGAAUAAAGUAAGUAACCAUCAAGUUAUUGUUACCGCUGAUUUUCGAUUCGUUUAUUUUUUUUUUUUUUUCUUAAGUUUUAAUAAUUUUAUGUUAAUUUACAAUUUUUGAAACUUUGAAAAUAAUAAUUCAUAUAAAUUCAGAUUCGAGGCCGUCAAAUUUCAAAUGGCUUACAACCAGAAUCUCACCAGAUUUACCGAAAGAGACUGUGAUACAGCGAAAAUUAUUGCAGCAUCGCAAACAACUGAAGAUGUUCGGACGGCGGAAUCUCCGUCCGAGACGGAGACCGCACAUUUGCACAAUGAUUAUCUACUCAUACCGGACGGUCGUUACUCGGCCGAAAAACUAUUCGCAUCGAAAUACUGUGACGGAUCGCUCGAACAUAUCGACGACGUAAAAAGUAUGUUUAUCCGAUUUUUUUUAUUAAAUAAAUUUUCCCUUAUUAUACUUUACAAGUAGCUAAUAUUCAAAUUGAAUUAUCAAAAAUACAAAUAUAUAAAUGUCAACAUUCGAAUUUAAACAUUCAAUAUAAUCCGAAUAUUAUGAGAAUCCCGUAUUCGACGAUGUACGUAACUAAUUUCCGUACCGCGUUUUUAUUUUUCUUUAUUUCAGUUAAAACUCGAGGACCACUCUAUGUGGCGUUUAUCAGCGACGAUUACUCAAGUCCAGAUGAAGACGUCGAAAUAGGAUAUAAGAUAAACUAUUCGAUAAUGAACACCGGUUGUUAAUAAUUACAAUUUUUUAUAUUAUAUUCUAAAUAAAAUAUUUUCUUUGCAAUAUAUUUAUUCAAUAAAAAAAAAUAUAU